Molecule: messenger RNA, 1098 nt
Organism: Sphenostylis stenocarpa
Lineage: Eukaryota; Viridiplantae; Streptophyta; Magnoliopsida; Fabales; Fabaceae
Source: the annotation of a GenBank genome assembly
AUGGACAAUUUUUUGAGUAAAAUGGAAAGAGAAAAGCCAAUCAGGUUUACUGCUGAGCUGCUCAGGAUUGCAACAGAUAAUUAUUCUACAUCAUUGGGGUCAGGAGGUUUUGGAGAAGUUUAUGAAGGAAAUUUGAGAGAUGGAACAACUGUGGCUGUGAAGGUUCUACGUGCAAAUUCUGAUAAAAGAAUUGAGGAACAGUUUAUGGCAGAAGUGAGUACAAUUGGAAAAAUCCAUCAUUUCAAUCUAGUUAAGUUGCAUGGAUUUUGCUUUGAAAAAGGCCUGAGAGCACUGGUUUAUGAAUACAUGGGGAAUGGAUCUCUUGACAAGUAUCUGUUUAAUAAAAACAAGAACCUUGGAUAUGAAAAGUUGCAUGAGAUUGCUGUUGGGACAGCCAGAGGCAUUGCGUACUUGCAUGAAGAUUGUCAGCAAAGGAUAAUCCACUAUGACAUCAAACCAGGAAAUAUUCUCUUGGACAGAAACUUCAAUCCUAAAGUUGCUGAUUUUGGAUUGGCCAAACUCUGCAACAGGGACAAUACUCAUAUAACUAUGACAGGAGGUAGGGGCACUCCAGGUUAUGCUGCACCUGAGCUUUGGAUGCCAUUUCCUGUGACUCACAAGUGUGAUGUUUACAGCUUUGGAAUGCUGCUAUUUGAUAUCAUAGGCAGGAGAAGAAACCUUGAAAUUAACCUUUCAGAGAGCCAAGAGUGGUUUCCAGUAUGGGCUUGGAAAAGAUUUGAUGCUGGAGAAUUUGAAGAAUUAAUAACUGUUUGUAAGAUUGAGGAGAGGUACAAGAAAAUGGCUGAAAGAAUGGUGAAGGUAGCUUUGUUUUGUGUUCAAUAUAGGCCAGAAUCAAGACCAAUUAUGAGUGAUGUGGUGAAAAUGUUGGAAGGUUCAGUGGAAAUUGCUAAACCAUUGAACCCUUUUCAGUACAUGAUAGAUGGAACCUUCCCAGGUCAUUCUGUCCAUACAUCCAUGACUGAUGUUAAUACAAGCGUCAAUUCCAGCUCUUCUGUUAUGGUGACCCAACCUGGCAUUGUAUAUGAUAUUCCUCUCAUGAGAAAUGAUAUUGAAUUGGUCUCUAGCAUAGGAGUAUAA